Messenger RNA from Prunus avium (sweet cherry), 1404 nucleotides. The record is from RefSeq and is a predicted model, not a curated record. NCBI's taxonomy places the organism in Eukaryota, Viridiplantae, Streptophyta, Magnoliopsida, Rosales, Rosaceae.
AUGGCAGGAAACCAAAUCCAUGGCGAGCUACCAAAUUGGAUGUGGAACAUAGGCAAGGAAACUCUGACACUCCUGGACAUUUCUGGAAACUUAAUUUCAGGAGAACUUCCAGCUGUCUUACCCUGGGUUAAGCUAAUAUGCUUGAGGCUUUCGGGCAACACUUUUCAUGGACGAUUACCGAUCCCUCCACCAUCCCUGGUAGAAUAUGGAGCUGAAAACAACAAUUUUACUGGAAAAAUUUCACCAUUGCUUUGCAAUAUGAGUUCUCUUCAGUUCCUUGACGUGUCGAAAAAUAACUUGAGUGGCAUGCUUCCUCAGUGUCUCGGAAACUUUAGUGAUCGUCUAAUCCUUUUACUUCUUGGAAGCAACUCUUUUCAUGGCAUGAUGCCUCAAUCAUACAACAACAGAAGCGAUUUGCAGAUGAUUGAUGUUAGUCAUAACCAAUUGCAGGGGCCAUUACCGAGGUCAUUGGCGAAUUGUGUGAAACUCGAGUAUCUGGUUCUGUCAGACAAUCAAUUCAGUGAUGUUUUCCCCAUUUGGUUGGGGACUCUCCCAGAGUUAAAACUUUUGGCAAUGCGCCAUAAUCGCUUCAAAGGUGUAAUAGGACAGUCUAGAACAAAUGUUGACUUCCCCAAGUUACGCAUUCUUGAUUUGUCUUACAACAGUUUCAAAGGUGAGAUUCCACCUUUGUUUCCAGAUAUUAUUGUAAAUAAGUCAACAUACAUGCAUACAAAAGUAGACUAUAACUUCAAUGGUUUUUAUGUUGUGCGGAGUGUUGAUUACUCAAUCACAUUAGCAAUUAAAGGUUUGGAUUUGUACUAUUCAAAGAUUCAAGAAGGCCUUGCAACCAUUGAUAUCUCAAGCAACAAAUUUGAAGGUAGGAUUCCAGAAUUCAUUGGGAACCUUAAGGAGCUUCACUCACUCAAUAUUUCCAACAACAUUCUCACUGGUUCUAUUCUAUCAUCCUUGGGGAACUUAUGGAAUCUUGAAUCGUUGGACCUUUCACAAAACAAGCUCUCAGGACAUAUCCCCCAACAACUGACACAACUUACAUUCCUUGAGAACUUUGAUGUGUCUCACAACAAUCUCACAGGUCCUAUACCGCAAGGUACCCAACUUACUUCAUUCAAUAGCACUUCAUAUGAGGGAAACCCAGGAUUGUGUGGAGAUCCAUUACCAAAGAAAUGCGGAAAUCAAGAGGCCCCUCAACCGCCACCUUCAACUGAAGAAGACAGUGAUUCAGGCUCAGCUCGAACGCUUGAAUUUGAUUUGAAAUUUUGUUUGGCUGGAAUUGGAAGUGGGUUUGUAGUGGGAGUGGUUCUUGCGGAUGUCGCCAUCACAAGAAGGCAGGAGUUGUUUCUUAAGAUCGUUGGAAUGGUCAGGCUAAUGAUAUGGAAAAGGUAG